GGAAAAGUAAAGUGGAAAAAUGACGGGAAAGAGAGUUUGAGUGUUUCUGAAUUUGGUGUGUGGCGUUCCAAAAGCAUAAGAGAAGAUGCCCUCAGCUCAAGAUCCAUUCUACGUUGUGAAGGAGGAGAUUCAAGAUUCUAUUGAUAAGCUGCAAUCUACUUUUCACCAAUGGGAAAACACUGCUGAUUCUGGGGAGCGAUCAAAUCUUUCAAAGGAAGUUCUUGCUGCUAGUGAAAGUAUUGAAUGGCAGGUGGAUGAAUUGGACAAAGCAAUCGCUGUAGCUUCUAGAGAUCCUUCUUGGUAUGGCAUUGAUGAAGUGGAGCUUGAAAGCCGGAGGAGGUGGACCAGUGAUGCUCGCACCCAGGUGAGCACAGUGAAGAAAGCAGUGGAAGUUAGAAAGGGCUCAAAUACAACAGAGCAUGCUAGUGUAAAUGGGAUGCACAGGGAAUUAAUGAGGCUUCCUAAUUCUCAUCAAACUACAUCCGACCAAUAUGCUGCCCAAGAUAAUGAUGAUUUCAUAGAAUCAGAAUCGGAUAGGCAAAUGCUUCUUAUAAAGAAACAGGAUGAGGAGUUGGAUGAGCUUAGUUUAAGUGUACAAAGAAUUGGAGGUGUUGGGCUUACAAUACAUGACGAGCUCCUUGCACAGGAAAAGAUUGUCGAUGAACUUGGUAAUGACAUGGACAGUACAUCUAAUCGUCUAGAUUUUGUCCAAGUGAAAAAAAGUGGCAAUGGUCAUGAAGAAGGCUAGUGCAAAGGGUCAAAUCAUGAUGAUAUUGGGUUUGCUGGCGUUGUUCAUUUUCCUCUUUAUUUUGGUAUUCUUUACCUAGUCAUUUAGAUGAGCCCUAUCAAUGCUCUGCUUGUUUGUACAUGAAAAAGAAAGUUUUUGUGAAGAUACAAUAUUAAUGGAACAUUCGAUAUGUCUAAAUCAAAUGGAAGCAUCUUUGGCUUGUUGGAGGCAGUAGAAAAUUUGAUGAUGAUGAAAGGGAUGAAAUGUGAAAAUAUCUGAAGAGGAUCUUGAUUCUGAAUAAGAUGGAUCGCAAAUAUGAUUGAGCUUUGUUGUAUUCGUUUUUAAGAUGUUUUACUUUUGCAUCUAACGUUUGAUGUCGUUUUCUCUUUUUAAAACGACAGAAAGGAGUUUUGAAUUUGUAGUUUCAUGGCUGAACCAAAAUAGCUUAUGAUCAAUCUUUUGCAAAUCUACCC
This is a messenger RNA of Abrus precatorius (Indian licorice), 1200 nucleotides long. RefSeq names its product syntaxin-61-like. Gene Ontology annotation, cellular component: SNARE complex; membrane; endomembrane system. Gene Ontology annotation, biological process: vesicle fusion; intracellular protein transport; Golgi vesicle transport. Gene Ontology annotation, molecular function: SNAP receptor activity; SNARE binding. The transcript is spliced from 7 exons. NCBI's taxonomy places the organism in Eukaryota, Viridiplantae, Streptophyta, Magnoliopsida, Fabales, Fabaceae. Bases 86 to 748 code for a protein of 220 amino acids. The record is from RefSeq and is a predicted model, not a curated record.